Molecule: messenger RNA, 1308 nt
Organism: Acromyrmex echinatior (Panamanian leafcutter ant)
Lineage: Eukaryota; Metazoa; Arthropoda; Insecta; Hymenoptera; Formicidae
Product: axonemal central pair apparatus protein HYDIN
Biological process (GO): cilium movement; axonemal central apparatus assembly
Cellular component (GO): axoneme
Source: RefSeq, a predicted model, not a curated record
AUGAAAGAAAGUCAAGAGCAUAAAGAACUCGAAAUUUCGGAAAGACAAGAAAUAUCAGAGGAAUUAAACACUAUUGCUGAUGCUAUGAAUGAUUAUUAUAGCCAUCUUUCGGCUAUAGAAAAUGUUAUACAAAAUUGGGAUCCUCUUAAAAAAGAUGCAUUGUUUACAUCAAAAGACGAAGAUUUAAAGACCAAUAAACUAAUUGAUACAAAAAACAACAAUUCUGAUAUCAGUAAAGAGAUUUAUAAGAACGGAUUUCAUACUUGGUAUGUAAAUUCUACAGAUCCAUGGAAUCGAGUGAUGUAUGAUGUAAUAGUAAAUCAAAUAAGGGAAAAUGAUUUAGCUAAAAAAGCUCUUCGAGCUUUUCAAAUUGUUUCAUUAUCCACACUAUCCUCUAUAAUUAUGGAAUCUAAUUCGUCACACACUAAUAUAAUUAGUAAGCAAGAAAAUUUUGUAAAGAAUACCAAACGCAAAGAGCGUAUUUUUAAUAAAAAUAAAGAUUCAUUGAUAGCAUCCUUAAACGCAUCUACGGUAGACAGCACGGACAUUAAUGAACCUAAUAUUAAUACAAUCUUUGAGAAAGUAUUAAAACCACGAUGGAUUUUGCAACCUAAUGAAAUUCAGAAAUUCAAGAUUCGAUAUCAACCUGAAGAAGUGGGAACUCACCGACAAACAUAUGCACUAUCCGUCCUUGAUGGCAAUGAAAUUACUUAUGAUAUCAACGUUUCGGUCGUCACUGAUGUCCCAAGAUUAGACAUGAACCCAAACACUAUUUUUUCAAAAAUCAAAGAAACAAAAGUAAACAAUAUAAUUGAUCCCACAUAUUUUUCUGAUGUUGAUAUCUUCGACUUCGGAUCAUUAUUGGUGUAUCAAAAGGAUAAAAGUGCUCAUCGUCGUGAAGCAAAAUUUAAGUUCUGCAAUGUAUCCAAAAUUGACGCAGAAGCUGGACAGUGUGAAUUGCUAAAAAUAUCAGCAGGUGUUACAAAGCUUGGUUCAUUUACUGAUAAGUUGUAUAUAUGUAUCACAGAUAAUCCGCAUAUUGAGAGUAUCGAGCUUCAAUGUAAUGGUUCGAAAUUGGACAUAGAGUUAGAGGAUAAACAAUUAUCUUUUGGUCACGUAUUCUUGCAUAGAAAAAACUGUCUUACUUCUUGUAUCCAAAAUAGAUCCCCAAUUGAAAUAUUUUGGCAAUUGGAGCCUAAUGAACCAUUAGAUCCUCAAAUCUCAAUUACACCGACUAAAGGAAUUAUCAAGACUUACAGUGAUAAAACAGUCGAAUUUUGUUAUCACGCCAACAAAGUAAAAGAUUAA